UGGUUGGCGAUUCGGUAGAAAUGGUAGAAACUGGCACUGGCAACUCGAAACUGUCGAAUCGCGUAUCGUAAAUCGUCGUCAUACGUCAUACCUCGUACUUAACUUCGCGACGAUCUAUUGCCGAUGUCAACGAAUCAGAAUUCAAUUCAUUGUUCGCGAAGCUAUAUUAACGAAAUUGUUGUCAAGAAAUUUUACAAGGAAUGUGUUAACGACGGACCAUAUGUAAAACGCGGGUACUCGUCUCUCACAUUGAUCGAUCAAAAAGCUAGUUUAGGUGCGUACGGGUUACGGCUACGGAGAGUUCCGAAGGGUAAAAGAUCCGCCGACUGCAAUGUUAUCCUACAAACGGAUCGACACUAUUCGCAGAGUAAAGGAUGGGAGAUGGUCUACGAAAGAUAAAUUGGAACAGUAUCGGGGAGUCCUUAAAUUACAUGUGCGCGAAAAAAGGAUACGGUCGCAAGAUGCAGCAAAAUUGAAGAACAGAGUGUCGUGGCAAUUGGGUUUGUAUAAACAAGACGUGAAAAAAUAUCAAAAAAUCGUAAACGAGAUAACGAAAACGACUCCAAAAGGUCAAUUAUACGGUCUAUUACAAACACGUAAAGAUUUGCGAUUGCGAUGCCAAGGCCGAGAGACGAGGCACGUUUACGAUUCUAUUUACGAGGAGAAUCAUCAAAAACGCCGUCAACUGGAUAAGCUGCGUUAUGAGAAAAAGAGAAAGAUGAAACGGUGUUUCGAACUACAAAUAGAGCACGUGGAACUUUGCAAUAUAUACGAGGAAGAAAAAGAUGCACCAUGGUCGCAGGAUCGGCAGCAGCAACAAUUGGUAUCGCGGUAUCAAAAGUCUAUCGCGAAACAAAACGCGGCGAAGGCGAUAAAUUUGACAUAUACCUAUAUGCUUGAAAUUUUAAAGAAGGACGCUAUACAUCACGAAACUCUGUUGGACGCGUUGAAGGAAGAUCGCCGAAAUCAAUGCGAAGUGAUACUUCGAACGACGAUAAUGGGUCAACUCGUUGCUGAGGAGUCGGAUGAUAUAGAAUCCAAGUACAAACGCGCUACUCGGCACGUUUGGCAUAAUAUGAAGGAACGAGAACGCAUGCUGACAUUCGUGCGCGGUCAAGUCGAAGAUUUGUGGUCGUUCGCCCAAUCGUUGAUACAAACGGAGAGCGAAGCGAUAUUGACCACGGAAAUCACGCGCGUUAGCAAUGUAUCGAACGAAGUAUUGGAAAAGCAGAUAAUAUCUUUGGAACGAAUAUUCGAAAAAAUUAAAGAUUCGUUGCUCGUACGUUCUUAUCAAGAGUUGCUUACAAGAUUAGAAGAACAGAUGAAACAACGAACAAGAUUACUGGAACAAUUUGAACGCAACGUUAAGGAGCGAGACUCUUUAUUGACUAAAAAGAAUGAAGCAUUGAGCACGCUUUCAAAUUUUGGUCAUUCCCUUAUAGCCAGUGCCGAAGAAUACAACGCGGACAGAAAUAUUUUGCUAGAACAAAUAGCGGUGCAAAAGAAACGUGAACUCGAUCGUAAGAACUCUAAGAAAGAACGCGGUGAAUUGUUGAUGGAGAUUAGAGCGGCGCUACAAAACAUGGUGGCGAUGCUCGUUUGUGUUAAAAGAGGUAAUAGAAUACCAACGAAGAAGACUAUGGGCGAUGCCGAAGAACGUUACGACGUACCGAUGAUAGAAAAGAUGGAAACAGAAGGUUUAGCGUUAUUGUCGACCGUUAGUCGCAAAGUAGGAGCGUUGUUCGGAAUGAGCAAUUUCGAAUUCGACAAAGACAGAGAAGAAAGAGCGAGGGACAUGUAUCAAACUUACGUUUCGAAUUAUCGUUCGAAACAAAAGUUCGAUGAUGCUGGUUUGGAACCGACCGGUCUCAUCAUGGAACAUCAAGCGAUUGAUUCUUCGGUGCCGACGCGGGCGGAUAUUAAAUUGAGAAGCAAACAAGCUGUGGAAGCCUAUUUGAGAUUAGCGUGACGCGCACAUGGAU
Ceratina calcarata is the source of this 1982-nucleotide messenger RNA. RefSeq lists its product as uncharacterized. Gene Ontology annotation, cellular component: ciliary tip; ciliary rootlet; ciliary basal body. The transcript is spliced from 10 exons. Gene Ontology annotation, biological process: outer dynein arm assembly; cilium movement. The record is from RefSeq and is a predicted model, not a curated record. The coding region runs from base 332 to 1969 and encodes 545 amino acids. NCBI's taxonomy places the organism in Eukaryota, Metazoa, Arthropoda, Insecta, Hymenoptera, Apidae.